This is a messenger RNA of Pelobates fuscus (common spadefoot toad), 1788 nucleotides long. Its product is annotated as proton channel OTOP2-like. Bases 67 to 1740 code for a protein of 557 amino acids. Gene Ontology annotation, molecular function: proton channel activity. Gene Ontology annotation, cellular component: membrane. Gene Ontology annotation, biological process: proton transmembrane transport. The record is from RefSeq and is a predicted model, not a curated record. The transcript has 6 exons. Lineage: Eukaryota; Metazoa; Chordata; Amphibia; Anura; Pelobatidae.
UUAGAAAACAAACAACAUUUACUGAUCUCGGGGAGUUUGGAGAACUGAAAUUUGUAUCAAACAACCAUGGAAAGUGAACAGGACUCAAGCACAUCCAUCAAAAAACAAGAAAAGAUGGCAAUUCCUAAAGUGGCGUCUAAAGACAUAUGGAAGAAAGGAGGACGAAUGAUCUCUUGGCUUGUUGGUUCUAAUGUUCUCUUGUUCAGCUGCACCUUGGUGACCUGUGUGUUCAACCAGCAUGUAGACAUAUGGCAAACAGACUUGCUUAUAUUUAUGUCUGUUAUGUUGGUUCUCUGCAUUCUGUGGAUGCUCUUUCAGAUGUUCUUCACCUGGAAGUACAAACAUGCCAUUUUGUACAAGGAUUGCCAUGCAGGACCCAUAUGGAUGAGAGGUGGAACAGUUUUUUUCGGUAUUGGUACCUUAGUUAUGGAUUGCUUUAAGAUUAUAUCUGCCGUGGGAUACCUGGGGUGUGAACCUCCUGUGAAAAUUAUCCAACCAAUCAUACAAGCAAUAUUUGUCAUUGUGCAGACAUACUUCUUAUGGGUUUCCUGUAAACAUUGUGUCCAGAUCUACUUAAAUUCUACAAGGUGUGGUCUCAUGCUGCUGAUGAUCAUUAACCUGGCAGUGUGGGUGAUUGCUGUUACAGAGGAAGCCAGACAUCACACUGUUGAAUUAGAAAGAUAUCUAUCACCAAAUGGAACCGAAAUGAGUGAAAACAUUAGCCAAGGUCGAUUUGAAAACUCUGACUGUGAGUGCACGUUAUUGUGUAAUUUUGUUCCCAGUGAAAUUUAUUAUUUAUACCCCUUCAACAUUGAAUACAACCUCUUUGCAGCCACCUUGAUUUAUAUCAUGUGGAAAAAUGUUGCACGGAAAAUUGAUGACAAUGCUUCCCAUAGCCAUGGGAAAGGACCAGCUGUUCGCAAACAUGUCCCUUUUCUGGGUCUAAUCUCAGGUCUGUCUGUUCUAGCUGCUGGCCUUGUGAUGUUCAUCAUGUACGAAAUAGGUAGGGAAAAUUCUUUCAACGACUUGUUAUCUCUCACCUCGUUCUACUUUUUCCAUGUGAUCAGCCUUGUGAUUAUGAGUUUGGCAAACUUGGUGGGCAUAAUUAUUUUCCACCUUGAUAAAAGACAUAUGGAUAAUGAGAAGAACCCGACUCGCACAUUGGAUAUGGUUCUACUACUGGGUACGACCGCAGGUCAAUAUGCAAUUUCUUACUACUCUAUUGUAGCCAUGGUGGCCACCAAUCCCUAUAGUCUCCUGAACUGUCUCACUCUUAUUUAUUCACUCCUUAUGAUUGUUCAGCACUCUCUCCAGAAUGUUUUAAUCAUUGAAGGAUUGCAUCGUCUCCCACCAAAUCACAGUAUCAACUACCUUGACUGUUUAGACACUUCUAGCUGCGAAAAAAUGAAAGAUGUAAGUUUUGUUUCCAACAUCCCUCCAAAUGCAUCUCAUCUUCCAGUUCAUCAACCAUCAAGAAGAACCACAUUUACUGAUGAACUCAAGUCACACCUCAAGAUUAGAAAAACAAUGAAGGAUAUUUAUAUGUUCCUCUUCCUCAGCAAUGUAAUUUUCUGGAUUAUGCCUGCAUUUGGAGCUAGGAUUCGUUUUGACAACGACUUGGAAGUAGAAUUUUAUGGGUUUACUAUUUGGGCCAUUAUUACCAAUAUCUGCCUACCCUUCGGGAUCUUCUAUAGAAUGCAUUCAGCUGCAACCUUGCUGGAACUCUACAACAAACAAUAAGUUAUUUCAGAGACACAACAGUUGUGUAUCUCUGAACAAGAAGCAACA